AUGUUACCGACUUUACUGCUAUCAGGGAAACCAUGCCUUCCUCCACCGCCGCCACGCGAAAAGCCUCCCAAGACGGCCCCCUCCCCUUUCCCACCCUGCACCCUUGUCACAGCUGAAACAGGAUCAUCCCUGUCAGUUGCCUCGCGUGGCGGCCAGGGAUUUUCAUUUGAGCUCGCAUGGCCGCAAGCUAGAUGCCUCACUAGUUCGCUACUCAACUAG
This is a messenger RNA of Aspergillus candidus, 219 nucleotides long. RefSeq lists its product as uncharacterized. The record is from RefSeq and is a predicted model, not a curated record. The transcript has 3 exons. NCBI's taxonomy places the organism in Eukaryota, Fungi, Ascomycota, Eurotiomycetes, Eurotiales, Aspergillaceae. The coding region runs from base 1 to 219 and encodes 72 amino acids.